This is a messenger RNA of Penaeus vannamei (Pacific white shrimp), 3286 nucleotides long. Lineage: Eukaryota; Metazoa; Arthropoda; Malacostraca; Decapoda; Penaeidae. The record is from RefSeq and is a predicted model, not a curated record.
AUCCUCUAUGAGCGGAGGUCCUCGUCCCGGUCUGCCUUCAGUCAAUGGGUGCCCGACGUCGGCAUCUAAUGUACACGAGAGGCAAGCAACAUGGACAUGCAGUAUACAUUGAUACGAGAAUUGAAACCGGGGAUGAAGAACCUCAAGCUGUUGUUUAUAGUUUUAGAGAUAGGACGUCCAAAUGUAACCAAAGAGAACCAUGAAGUCCGUUCGUGUAAAGUCGCAGACAAAACUGGUUGCAUUAACAUCUCCGUGUGGGACGAACCUGGCCAACUUCUGCAGUCCGUUUUUAAGAACUGUUUAACGUUAUAUGUCGGAAAGGGAGGAGACCUGCAGAAGGUUAGCGAGUUCUGUAUGCAGUUUAGUGAGCAGCCUAACAUGUCAGAACCCAACCCAGAGCUGGUUGCCCCUAACAAGCCACUGGUAGGAGGUGGUGGCAGUGGUAGCACAGGAGGAGGGGGAGGGGGAGGUGGAGGUGACCCUGGAGUGGGGGGACCAAGAGGACCUGGAUCUCAAGGGGGCUCAGGCCACCAGGGCGGAACUCCCCUUUCAGAAUCCUUACGGGACCCCAGGCUACAGAAACCGAACACAAAUGGAGGGAACAUGGACCCCAGAGCAGGGAAGGCUGGGAUGGGCAACAUGUCAGCCUCCAAUGGGCACGCACAUCACAAUAGCAGUGGGCGACAUGGGGGAAACUCUGGGGGCUCCACAACUAGUAAAAAUCGUAAUCAUGUUUCAUCCAAUAGACAGUCUGCCAAGAGGUAAUGAUGUCAGAUGCAUUAGGAUGUUAAAUGUGGAUCUGGAGAGAGAAAGCGAGAGUGAUAGAAAGGUAGAAGGAAUAAAAAGAUCAAUAAUAUAAGCAUUGUACAUUUUUUUUUAACAGAGAUAAUGUAAAGCAUAAUAUAUUAUUGCAGGGGUUCAUAUCUUGUGAAAUUGAAUGGUAUGAGCAUCUUUCCUCUGUAUGUCUUGAGUGAAUGUCUAAGCACUUUCAGCUCCGAAAUUGACACGGUGCAAAGUAUUGUACUUCAGUGUUUGUAUAGUAGUGUUGUGUGAAAGAAGAAGGAUGAGUGGAAAGUUUGAGCAGAAAAAGUGAUAUGCUUCCAAAUAGCACUCUAAAAUCAAGGAUAUGUAUGCGAGUGUUUUCACGUUUACACAGUGCUUUCACCCCUCAUGACAUUUGUGGUUGUUGGUGAUGUAAAAUAUAUAUGAAACCUUGUCCCUGCAUUGGAUUUACAUUUGAGGUCUACAAUACAUAGUAUUCUUGAUGGAAAAGAAAACUUCUGUCUUUGGCACAGAGAGGAUAAGAAAUUUUUAGGUUGUGCGCAAUGUCUUUGUUUAUUUUUAUAAUUAUUAUUUGAUUUUUAUAUUUUACAGUCAUUGGAAUAUUAAAGUAGAAUAUUGCCUCUGUGUUUGAUGAUUAGAAUGCGAGACCUGGUAUGGAAACCAAGUGAUAUUAUCUUAGUUUAUCCUUUAAGUGUGAGAUCGUGACAUCAAAUGUCUUACAAGUUGUGGUAACAAAUCCUUUUUAAUUUUUAAAAUGAUUUAAAAUGGUUGAAACUGUUCUGCCUUUGGCACUUUGAUAUUAGUAGCAUAAGUAAUUUUGAAAUUGCAGAUGGUAAUGAUCAUAUUGAUUGAUGGUGAAUAUCUCCCUUUUUAAAUAAAGAUUUCGGAUCAAGUUUUAUCAAAUUGUGCUCCUGCUUGUACACUUGUAUAUAUAUAAUUUGUAUAUAUAUAAUUUAUAUAUAAUAUAUAUAUAUAGGGAAAAAAAAAAAUCUUGAUAAAACUUUAGGCGGGCAUGAAGAAAUGACGUCACAAACCACUUGUUAAACAAGUAGGCGGCUCCUCUAUGCCAUAAUUUACAGGUGCCCACCGUUUAUACCCGUCUGUCCAGUAAUGUAAUUGUCAGUUUAUUCCAUUUUAUUAUUAUUAUAAGAAACAUUAUGUCCACUUUUAAUCCAAAGAAUCUUAUUCCCUUUGCUCAUAUUUUUUUGCUUUUUUUCUCCACUACGUUUUCCUGAUUAGUUUAUAUAAAAUAAUCGUCAAACUUCUAGAAAUACAUGGAAAAAAAAAAAUCCCCACCCUUUUUCUUUUUCUUCUUUUCCAUUUUCAUUCAUACCCCUAUGUGAAGAUAUAUACGGAACUAUUAAAACAGUAAAUUAAGCAAUAUUUAGUCCCAGCCAUGAAAGGUUAUUUUCAGAAAACUUUAUUUGCUUAGUACUUAAAAGAUUUUGCACAGAGUAAUUUAUUUAACAUCCACGGUUCUUAGCAUAGAUAGGGAUUUAAUGUUUUGGCUAGAUUAAACUAUUCCCUUGCAUUCGUUAUCCCACUAAGAUUUACCUAUUACGAUCAGAUAUUUUUAUAUCUUGUCAUUUCAUGGUCAUUAUCAUCAGUAAAAAAGGUUUCUUAUAGUGUAGUUUUUUUGUGAAUGUUCCAUUGUCCAAUGCAUUUCUACCUCAAGGGAAAGGAAGGAAAAAAAUAGAAACUGCCAUUACCAUGUACAUGCUCUGCCCACCCAUAUUUCCAACUGUUCCACAAUGGCAUUCCAUUCCAGAUGUCUAAGUUAUUGCGAGUCUAUACCAGGUUUAGAAAUCUACCCUAGUCAUAACUUCCUUUUGACUAUUAAGGUUUGUUGCUCCACUGUGUCUUAACCAUUGAUUCCUUUCUUGCAACUUAACACAAGAGGUAUUUGAUGAAAUGAAAAAUUGUAAAAAGUGAAAAUACAUGUAUAUUUUAAAACAACUUCUGUAUCUCAUUUUUACCAGUCCUGUAGGGAGGGAAUUUCCCCCUCCCCCUACUUGUUUGAGAAAAGAUUGCAAACCCAUUCUUGGAUUCUUUGAUAUUGCACCAGUAACUAUUGUCAUUGCAUAUUCAUUUUCAUUCCUACAAAAUUUAGCUUCACCUAACUUCACUUUACAGUUCAAUCAUGUUCAGUAAGAGGGUUUUCUGAAUACAGGAUGUUUGAAAGAAAACAAAAAGCUUGUAAUUAUGAUUUAUAUUAUUCAUUUACAUCACCUGUCUGGAAUGACUAAAUAUACUCAUGUCUAUGUAGUUGAAAAUUAUAUUCAAAUUUUUAUUCCACUGCGGUUUUGACACCACGGGUGCUACCCUAAUCAAGUAAAUUUCUGCAUAGAUUCUAGUUGUAUCUGUACUUUGGAGAAAAUUUGCAGCUAUUGGGGGACAUACAGUAAUGGGGAUUAGGGAAAUUUGUUGUAAUGUCUUAUCUUUUUGCAGUAUUGCUCAUCUGAUAUUUGUGGCUGGAUUGUAAGUGGCAGUUACAAGUCACAUG